This is a messenger RNA of Pestalotiopsis fici W106-1, 447 nucleotides long. RefSeq lists its product as uncharacterized. The record is from RefSeq and is a predicted model, not a curated record. The transcript has a single exon. The coding region runs from base 1 to 447 and encodes 148 amino acids. Lineage: Eukaryota; Fungi; Ascomycota; Sordariomycetes; Amphisphaeriales; Sporocadaceae.
AUGAUCCUAAGUACAAAUGAGAGCGCCUUGAUCAAGUAUUGCUCAGGACCCGACCACGAGGAUGACAGUGAAGACGAAGACGAAGACGACGAUGGCGAUAAACCAACCAAGGGCGGCAAGAGAAAAGCCAGUGCUGUCCCUAAAGGCCGAGGACGACCACCAAAGAAAGCCAAAGCAGUUGCAGCCCAAUCCCUAACCUACAUGUUGAGGUCAAGGUGCCGUGAGACUGGAGAGGGCAUGAUUCAUUACCAAGACGAAGAAGGAACCAUUACAUUCAAGGACAAGACCUUGGUCAGUUUUACAGCCGAUGCUGCUCUCCCUUGCGUCGGUCGGAAUGUCAAGUUUGUCGGGCGCAAAAUUUCCGACGAACUGGCCAGUUCAAGCGAAUCGUGGAACGACUAUUCAGAGCGCGCAUAUGAGAGAGAACGAGUUGGUCGAUGGCGUUAG